Molecule: messenger RNA, 1039 nt
Organism: Xenopus tropicalis (tropical clawed frog)
Lineage: Eukaryota; Metazoa; Chordata; Amphibia; Anura; Pipidae
Gene: or30a4b
Product: olfactory receptor family 30 subfamily A member 4B
Exons: 2
Coding region: 1-969 (322 amino acids)
Biological process (GO): G protein-coupled receptor signaling pathway; detection of chemical stimulus involved in sensory perception of smell; signal transduction
Cellular component (GO): membrane; plasma membrane
Molecular function (GO): olfactory receptor activity; G protein-coupled receptor activity
Source: RefSeq, a predicted model, not a curated record
AUGGCGAAGAUCUCCCCUAUCUCCAUGUCUAAUCAAUCUACCAUCUCUGAGUUCAUCCUCAUUGGAUUCCCAGGUCUCCAGCAGAAAUUCCACAUUCCGGUCUCCGUUACAAUGUUUCUUGUCUACUGUGUCUCACUGGUGGCCAAUAGCUCCGUUAUCAUAUUAGUCCUUCAGAAAGAGCAACUUCACCAGCCCAUGUACAUUAUAAUCAGGCACCUCGCUCUCUCUGACCUUCUCUUUGACACCAUAACAUUACCCAAAAUCAUUGCCAAAUAUUGGUUCGGAGCAGGGUCUAUAACAUUCUAUGGCUGCUUCUUCCAACUCUUCUGUGUCCAUAACCUUGGAAGUCUUGACUCCUUCAUCAUUAUGCUGAUGGCUAUUGACCGUUAUGUUGCUAUCUGCCAACCCCUCAGGUAUCACUCCAUUAUCAGCAAUAAGACUGUGACUCUCCUCUGCUACUUUUUAUGGGCCGCUGCUGCCCUAAUUGGGUCCAUUGUUGCAGCCAUAACUGGCCAACUCCCUUACUGUGGGCCCAACCGAGUCAAGAACUGUUUCUGCGUCAACUCAGCUGUUGCGGCGUUGGCGUGUGUAGAUGUUACAUUGGCCAGACGGACAGUAUUUACCCUUGCCAUGUGUGUGCUCCUCCUGCCAUUGGCCUUUAUUAUACUCUCAUAUGUUCUCAUAAUCCGGGUCAUACACUCAUCAUCUAACACCGAGAACUCAUGGAAGGCAUUUUACACCUGUAGCACUCAUUUAAUGGUCAUUGGCCUGUAUUAUAUCCCCAGGGUGUUUGUAUAUAGUACAGGUCAGAUCCCUUUGACCCUCGAUGCUGAUAUCAACGUCCUACUUCUCUGUCUCUACACAUUUAUCCCCCAUUUAUCCAGCCCCGUUAUAUAUUGUCUUAGAACCAAAGAUAUUAGAAACAUUUUUGCACAAAGUUUCGACAAUAUAUUUCAUGCAAAAAUCUAGAUCUAGAACCCUGAAGUAAGUAGGGUCGAUUUUAGACUGGUUUAUUGGUUGAAAUUAGAAAUGGUCGUUG